UUUCUCUCUCACAUUGGAUCCUCUCUGCAUCUGAGACCAUGAAACUAGUGUACGUGUGCUGUUCACUGCUGAUAGCUAUCAGACAGGGUCUAGAGGGUGCUAGCAGUGGCCCUUCUGGGGUUCUGGACCGGGCGUCUGGCACUUCCAGCUGCUCCCCGGUGAGACUGAAGCCAGCUGGGCAAUGUGAAGAUGAGGAUGAGUGCCCUUACCAGCUCACCAUACCACCUCUGACCAUCCAGCUUCCCAAACAAUUCAGACUACUAGAAAAAACCAUGAAGGAGCUGCAAAGUUUAAAGGAGACCGUAAACAGGAUGAAAAUCUCCUGCCAGGAAUGCAGCUCGAAGAAGAUGAAUGUCCAGAAAGACAGUGGAGACCCUCCGGCUGGCAACGCUGAGAGCAGAGGGGACAUCGCCACGAGAGUCUACAAUAAUGGGAAUGUAAGCAAUAAUGAUAUUGUGCAGGACAUGCAGGUGAAAAUGAACCGCAUGUCUAACAGCCUGAAGAACGCACGUGUGCAGAUAAACUCUCUUCAGGGUCGUCUGGAGGAGAUUAACCUCCUAAACUUGGACAAUGUUGAAGAAAUAGUGGACAGGAAGGUUGAAAACAUCACGGGGAUGGUCAACAAAAUCAGCAGAACUUGCACUUCACAAUGCCCUGAUAAAGAUCCCAAUGGACCCCAAAACUUGAAAAACUUCCCUCUCAGAGAUUGCUCUGACAUCACCAUGCAUCGACAAAGAACAAACGGUGUGUACAAUGUGACCCCUGACCCCAGGAACGGGAGCUUUCCUGUGUACUGUGACAUGGAGUCAUUUGGAGGCGGUUGGACUGUUAUACAGCAGCGCAUCAAUGGCAGCGUGAGCUUCAACCGCACCUGGAUCGAUUACAAAAAAGGCUUUGGUGACCUAAAUGCAGAUUUGUGGCUGGGCAAUGACAAAAUCCACCUGCUCACCAAAUCCAAAGACAUGAUCCUGCGUAUUGAGCUUGAGGAUUUUGAUGGCACACGUGGGUAUGCCAAGUACGAUCAAUUCUACGUGUCAAAUGAGUUCCUCCAUUAUCGGCUGUCAGUGAGCGGUUACUCUGGGACUGCUGGGAACGCUCUGCAGUUUAGCAAACAGAUUAACCACGACCAGAAGUUCUUCUCAACACCCGACAGAGACAAUGACAUGUACCCUUCAGGGAAUUGUGGGGCAUAUUACGGAUCGGGUUGGUGGUUUGAUGCCUGCAUGUCAGCAAAUCCCAAUGGCAAAUACUACAAAACCAAGUAUAAAGGGAAAAGGGAUGGAAUCUUCUGGGGCACGUGGCAUAACCUGACCAGCGAGUACUAUCCAACAAACUACAGACAAGCCUUUAAAAGAGUCAAAAUGAUGAUAAGGCCGAAGAAUUAUGCACCCUAAACUAACUAAAACAAAACAAAAGUAUUUCUGGUGCCCUUAUGGACUCUCCAAAAAUUUGCUAUUAUACUUGUAGCUAUCGUUUUGGAUGCUUAUAUGUUGAAAAUGAUGUGAUACUUCACCCAAAAAUGAAAAUUCUAUCAUAAUUUACUCACCUUCGAGUCGUUCCAAAUGUGUAUACAUUUCUUUGUUCUGAUAAACACAGAGAAAGAAAUUUGGAAUAAUGCUUAUAACCAGCUUUUCUGUAGCUCAGUGGUAAGAGCAUUGCGUUAACACAUAAGGUUGUUGGUUCGAUUGCAAAUACCUAUUUAAAAUGUAUAGGAUAAAGCAAUGUAAGUUGCUUUGGAUAAAAGCGUCUGCCAAAUGCCUAAAUGUAAAUGUAAGAAUAACCAUAAAAUAAAAAUUAAAUACUAAAAAUAAUCCCAACACCCAUUGACUCCCAUAGUAGGAAAAAAACAAUGGUAGUCAAAAGUGCCACAGAACUGUUUGCUGUCAGAGGCCCUGUCCCAAAUGGCGCACUUCAUGCGGACUUCCGGUCUCGUGGACUUACCAAGUCUACGACUCCGUAGGGUGUCCCAUUUGUAUUUUAGAGAUCAGAAGUCUGCUCGCGAGCACCUUCUUUGUGCCCUCGAUGUGGUCUUCCGCGAAGGCGGCAUUGAUGCAGACUCCACAGAAGUCCCCUACCCAGGAUUCCUUGCGAAUUCCCAAUCACACAACGGAUGGGAGGAGUGUCGUGGAUGUCAGACAUUUUCGUAAACAUGACGGAUAAAUUCUUAAAUUUAUGCUUUGAUAAAAUUCUAAAUUAAUUUAUUAAUUAGUUACUUAUUUUCUUAUUUAAGGUAAUUCGCCAUGUUUUAUUGUAGAUUCGGAGUUGUCUCUGGGCUCUGUAAAGCUCUGUAUUAUAGAGACAUAUUAAAUAACAACAUAUAGCCUAUGCAUAUUAUGAAGUGUAUACAGAAGAAUAGUGUAUACAAAUAAAUAAAUAUACAUAAACAGUUGCAUUUACGUCAUGACAAAUGAAUGGAUUACAAACAUAAGUAUCUAUUGCAUAAUGCUCAGGUAGCAUAUCAACAUAUGAAAUAUAGAACAAUAAAAAACCGGCAGCUCCAGUACCAAAUAACUACAACAGGACAACAAGUGUGAUCGAGUGUGCGAAGACUGAUCAGCAAAUGACAACAAAGUACCGCGUGAGUGGUUAGAAAGCACUGCUUGCUCUUUCCGGUGUGAUGACUUCAAGUAUGUCCCAAAAUGCACUCCCAUGUACCCUUGUGGACUCGUGCCUAGUGCCCUAUAGGUCGGCACUUCCUGACGUCACCAAGUGUGGACUCAGAGGUGGUCCACAAGACCAGAGUCCGCCAUUUGGGACAAAAUGUCUUCUUUUGUGUUUUCUUACUCUGGGAGUCAAUGGGUGUUGAGAAUGGUUUGGAUAUAAGCAUUAUUCCACAUAUCUUUCUCUGUGUUCACCAGAGCAAAGAACUGUAUACACAUUUGGAACAACUUGUAGGAGAGUAAAGGUUGACAGAAUUUUCAUAUUUGAGUGAAGCAUCCCUUUAAGUGAGAAACAGCGUGAGCUAUUUCUUUGUGUAUGUGCUACUGGCCUCUUGUGUUUAACUGUUUUAUUACACAAUAGCAUGUGUGCUGAUAUUAUGCAGAUAUAAAGUUAUAGAUGUGAGGUUCAAGUACGAAAUGUACAGUAUUUAUUUUUAAAAGAACGGGAUCUUAAGAUUUUACAGCAUUUUACUGAGAAUAGGCAUAUGUGACCCUGGAUCACAAAACCAGUCUUAAGUAGCACGGUAACAUUUUAGGUAAAAACCAAAUGGUUCAUAAUUGUAUUGUAUAUUGUAUGGUUCAUAAUUAUAGAUUUUACUUUUAUGCCAAAAAUCAUUAGUAAAGAUCAUGUUCAUGAAGAUAUUUUUUAAAUUUCCUAUCCUAAGUGGAUGUGAGUGGAUGGCCUGCUACAGCGCCUCUGACUAACAACUUCAAAGGCCAUUUUCUCAAUAUUUUGAUCUUUUCACACUCUCAGAUUCCAGAGGCUUAAACGGUUGUAUCUCAGCCAUUUACUGUCAUAUCGUAACAACCCAUACAUCGUUAGAAAGCUUUAUUUUUCAGCUUUCAGAUUAUGUAAAAGUCUCAAUUUCGAGAAAUUGUCCCAUAAGACUGGUUUUGUUGUCCAGGGUCACAUAUAGGUUGAAGAACAAUUUCGCACUUAUUAAUUUGAAAAUAAAAAAAUUGUAUAUUGGA
This is a messenger RNA of Triplophysa dalaica, 3632 nucleotides long. RefSeq names its product fibrinogen-like 2a (gene fgl2a). The record is from RefSeq and is a predicted model, not a curated record. The transcript is spliced from 2 exons. Bases 39 to 1394 code for a protein of 451 amino acids. Lineage: Eukaryota; Metazoa; Chordata; Actinopteri; Cypriniformes; Nemacheilidae.